ACCCCGCCACGGGCAGCCGGGAACGCUCCAGCCUCCAGGGAUGGCCGAUAAGUGCAGCGAGGGGCUGCUGAACGGCGCCGUGCCCGGCGAGCGCGCCAAGCGCGACGAGAACGUCAAGCGCGGCAACUGGGGCAACCAGAUUGAGUUCGUGCUGACCAGCGUGGGCUACGCCGUGGGGCUGGGCAACGUCUGGCGCUUCCCGUACCUCUGCUACCGCAAUGGCGGAGGUGCCUUCAUGUUCCCCUACUUCAUCAUGCUCGUGUUCUGCGGCAUCCCCCUCUUCUUCAUGGAGCUCUCCUUCGGGCAGUUCGCCAGCCAGGGCUGCCUGGGCGUCUGGAGGGUCAGCCCCAUGUUCAAAGGCGUGGGCUACGGGAUGAUGGUGGUGUCCACCUACAUCGGGAUCUACUACAACGUGGUGAUCUGUAUUGCCUUCUACUACUUCUUUGUGUCCAUGACGCGCGUGCUGCCCUGGACGUACUGCAGCAACCCGUGGAACACGCCGGACUGCGCGGGCGUCCUGGACGGCAACGGCAACGGCAGCGCCGCCGUCAACCUCACGCGCAUCCUCAACGCCACGCAGAAGCGCACGAGCCCCAGCGAGGAGUACUGGAGGAAGUACGUGCUCAACCUCUCGGAUGACAUCGGGAACCUGGGCGAGGUGCGGCUGCCCCUCCUGGGCUGCCUCGGCGUCUCCUGGGUCGUCGUCUUCCUCUGCCUCAUCAAGGGCGUCAAGUCGUCGGGAAAAGUGGUGUACUUCACCGCCACCUUCCCCUACGUGGUGCUCACCAUCCUCUUCGUGCGCGGCAUCACGCUGGAGGGUGCCGUCACCGGCAUCACCUACUACCUGACGCCGCAGUGGGACCGCAUCCUGGAUGCCAAGGUGUGGGGCGACGCGGCCUCGCAGAUCUUCUACUCCUUGGGCUGUGCCUGGGGCGGGCUCAUCACCAUGGCCUCCUACAACAAGUUCCACAACAACUGUUACCGGGACAGCAUCAUCAUCAGCAUCACCAACUGCGCCACCAGCGUCUAUGCCGGCUUCGUCAUCUUCUCCAUCCUUGGCUUCAUGGCCAACCACCUGGGUGUGGAUGUCUCCAAAGUGGCCGACCAUGGCCCCGGCUUGGCCUUUGUGGCAUACCCYGAGGCCCUCACCCUGCUCCCCAUCUCGCCCCUUUGGUCUAUCCUCUUCUUCUUCAUGCUCAUCCUCCUGGGCUUGGGCACUCAGUUCUGCCUGCUGGAGACRCUGGUCACGGCCAUCGUGGACGAGGUGGGCAACGAGUGGAUCAUCCGCAGGAAGACUUUUGUGACGCUYGGCGUGGCCGUGGCGGGUUUCCUGCUGGGCGUCCCUCUCACCACGCAGGCAGGGAUCUACUGGCUCCUGCUGAUGGACAACUACGCCGCCAGCUUCUCCCUGGUCGUCAUCUCCUGCAUCAUGUGCGUGGCCAUCAUGUACAUCUAUGGGCACCGCAACUACUUCAAGGACAUUGAGAUGAUGCUGGGCUUCCCACCCCCGAUCUUCUUCCAGAUCUGCUGGCGCUUCAUCUCGCCCGCCAUCAUCUUUUUCAUCCUGGUCUUCACAGUGAUCCAGUACCGGCCCAUCUCCUACAACGACUACGUCUACCCGACCUGGGCCAUCAGCAUCGGUUUCCUCAUGGCGCUCUCCUCCGUGAUCUGCAUCCCCAUCUACGCCAUCUACAAAGUGUGCCGCUCCGAGGGAGACACGCUGCUCCAGCGUUUGAAAAACGCCACCAAGGCAAGCAAGGACUGGGGCCCGGCGCUGGCRGAGCACCGCAGCGGGCGCUACGCCGCCGCCUUCAGCCCCUCCAGCGAGUGCCCCGUGGAGGUGCAGCCCCUGCACCCRGAGAAGGCGCGGAGCGAGGCCGCGGCCGCGCCGCCCCUGCAGGGCAGCAACGGCUCAGCCCACAGCCAGGACUCCAGACUGUGACCCCCUGCGUCCCCGCACCCCCUCUAACCCCUCCCGCGCGGUGACACGUUAGCACCUUCCGCUGGCGGAGCCUGGCUCCGGGCCGCACCGGACCGCGGGGGGCUCUCAGCGCCCGUCCCCGACACCCCCGACCUCCUCUCCGGUUAACCCCCCCCGUGGCGUUUGUUAACCCUCGUGUUUACGGUAACCAUUGGAUGUGACGCUGGGACGAGAGAGGA
Nothoprocta perdicaria is the source of this 2160-nucleotide messenger RNA. RefSeq names its product solute carrier family 6 member 9 (gene SLC6A9). Gene Ontology annotation, cellular component: plasma membrane. The transcript is spliced from 13 exons. The coding region runs from base 41 to 1942 and encodes 633 amino acids. Gene Ontology annotation, biological process: glycine import across plasma membrane; neurotransmitter transport; synaptic transmission, glycinergic. Gene Ontology annotation, molecular function: glycine:sodium symporter activity. NCBI's taxonomy places the organism in Eukaryota, Metazoa, Chordata, Aves, Tinamiformes, Tinamidae. The record is from RefSeq and is a predicted model, not a curated record.